AUGAUUCCAGAUGGAUACACGGGGAGUAUGAAGAAAAAGAGAGCAUUUGCGAGAGAAGUGAAAGAAAAAUCGAUCACUCAGCUGUACCGAAGAUUGUGCGAGUCUGUGAUGGCCCUCUCGGAAUUGUUGGAGAUGCAAUCUUUUACAGAUACGACGAUUUUGAAGGUAGACGAAUUCGUCUCUCGGACUACCUUUCGUGAAAUGUGUUACAGAAUCUUGAGCUUUGGUUCUAAGUUUCCCGUCAUCAAUGCUCUUUCGUCUCUCGGAGUUAGCCCUUUCUUCGUGGAAAACGUGUCGGAGCUUCAACUCUCGUGCCUAAAACUUGUGACUGUGAUUUUCUCGCGGUACGAUCAGCAUCGACGCUUGCUCCUAGAUGACAUUCUUGCGUCUAUUGCUCGACUUCCUAGCAGCAAGCGCGGUUUACGGACGUAUCGUCUCCGGAAUUCAGAAGAAACCAUUCAGAUGGUCACAGCUCUAGUCCUGCAGCUCAUCCAGUGUGUCAUAAAUCUUCCCACGAAUCUCCAAUUCUCGAAGUCCGGUGACCAUCAGGUCAUUCAGAUGAGCGCCGAUGGUGCCACCGAAACAGAGAUUGACAUCGACGUUUUCAUCGGGCAGCGAUAUGAAAAGGCACGACAGACGGCGGCAAAUUUUCUGACCGUCUUUCUUUCGAAGUGUACCAGCAAAGGGGAGGAAGGGGAUUAUCGACCUCUAUUCGAAAACUUCGUGCAAGAUCUGUUGGCUACCGUGAACAAGCCUGACUGGCCUGCUUCCGAAUUUCUUCUAAGCUUGCUGGGAUUCAUCUUGGUGAGCAAGUUCAGUAAAGGGAAGGACAUGAAUACCCGAGUGAGUUCUCUGGAGUACCUCGGUGUGAUUGCCGCUCGUCUGCGGAAAGAUGCCGUAACGUCGAGACUGGGAGUUGAAACCAUUGAUAAGCUCAUAGCGCAAGUGAAAGAACAGGAAGAAGAGCAGAGCAAGGAAACCGGCCAUGUUGUUGAAUUGCCGAAACUUGGCGAUCUUGAGGAGGAAAGAACUCAGUACCUUCAACGCUUACUACUUGAGUACCUGAGCAUCCACGCCGAAGCCGAACCGGCCUUGAGGUAUACCCGUGAUUUUUACGUUGCUCAGUGGUAUGUGGAUGCUGCGAAGGAUAUAAGGAAUCAACAACAGUCUUCGAAGUCAGCUCAGAAUGGUGAGGUGAUUAAAACUCCUCGUCGGAAGGAUCGGCAGAAGAAGAGCAAAAGCAAGAAACGAAGAGAUGACAGUACGUCGGAAGAAGAGAUCUCAGAUGACGAGGAUGAAAAUUCCGCCAUGAAGAAGGAUGUACUAGGCCUUUCAGAAACGGAUAAACGGGAAGUUUAUCGGCUAGUCGAUCUUCGUAAGAAGUUCCUCUUGGGAAAAGUGUUCCGUCCGAGUGAUAUCAGUAAAGGGGCCCGGAAAGGUUCUUUAUUUCAAACUGAACUUGACGAUGAUUCCGCUGAAUUGAUCGCUCGGUAUCUCGCGUCAAAACGUGAUUUUUUGCGAAGCUUCAACACGUAUCUUCGACAAAUACUCAAUGUCUUGGUUGAAACUGCAAUAGCUGUGCGAACGAAGGCAAUGAAAUGUCUUGCUAUGAUCGUGGAAGCGGAUCCGUCUGUGCUGGAGAGGAAGGAUGUGCUUAUGGGCGUGAACCAUUCCUUUCUGGAUCACUCAACGUCCGUCCGUGAGGCAGCGGUUGACCUGGUUGGCAGAUUCAUUAUUAGUCGACCCAGUCUUGUUCACCAAUACUACGACAUGCUGUCAACGCGGAUUUUGGAUACGGGUGUGAGUGUGAGAAAGCGUGUGAUAAAGAUACUAAAGGAUGUGUGCACAGAAUGUCCGGAGUUUCCAAAAAUUCCCGAGAUAUGUGUGAAAAUGAUCCGUCGAGUUAACGAUGAGGAAGGAAUCCGCAAGCUCGUCAUGGAGGUGUUCCAGUCUAUGUGGUUUACACCUUCCCGUGAACGUGCCGGUACGAAUAAUCAUCUGCUUGUCCAGAAAGUUAAGAAUAUCGUGGACGUUGCCUCGACGUGUUCGAAAGCGAAUAACCUGGAGUGGUUCGAGCAACUUCUGCGUCAUAUGUUCAAACCGAAGGAAGACAAAGACGAUUCCACCAAAAUUGUGACAGAUCCACCGAAAGUAACACUUCUUGCAUGUCAGCAAAUCGUGGAUUGUCUUGUCGAAAAUGUUUUGCUGAUCGAGGAAUGUGACACGAAAGAAUCUGAGCAAAGUAAUCACCUCGACGCAUCCGAACGCCAAUCCCGUGUUCGACGCAGCAGUCGAUUAGCCGGGUGCAUGCAAACUUUACAUCUGUUCGCCAAAAUUUACCCUAGCCUCCUUCUUAACCAUGGAAUGACGCUUCAACCGUACCUCACUUGUUCAGUAAAUGAGGAUGCGGAGGGUCAGCAGAUCGUUUGCUGCACAGCGAGCAUUUUGGAAGUAAUAGUUCCAUUGAUGGAGCAUCCUAGUGAACCAUUUCUUGCUCAAUUAGAAGAAGACGUUGUGAAACUGAUCGUCAGUCAGACGAAACCCGUUGUGACCGCAGCCGUCCAGUGCUUGGCGUCCAUUGUGAACCGCGUGACAAAGAACUAUUCGCUCGUCAAAGACUGUCUCGGGCGGUACCUGGUUUUCAUGGAGCGUUUCCAGCGGGUUCAUGACGCGAAUCCUGAGGAUCCCCGUUUGAAACUGAGCUAUCCUUAUUUUCGGAGAGCAAUUUUCGUUGUCGGGUUGUUCAUGCAAUUCUUCGAUUUUCGUGAUCAGCUUGUUCGAUGUGGCUUGGAAGACGGCGUGAUCAACCAGACCUUCGAGAUCAUGUACUAUUUCGUGAACAAUUCGAUUGACCCGUCCUUGCGUUUCGAUUCGCUUCAAGGCAUGGGAAGCAUGUGCAUCCGCCAUUAUGAAUUCCUUCUGAAGAGCAAUGUUGUAUCAUUUUAUUCGAAAUGUCUUCUGGAUGCAGAAGCUCCAGUGAAAAUGAAAGUCCAGAUAUUGAACAACCUCGAAAAUUAUCUGAAGGAGGAAGAAGCGAGGAUGGCUCAGCAAGACAAAGAAUUUGAUUGCGACCAUCAAAUCUCUCCCGUAGGGAAUAAGACGGGAAAGAAGGAAAAUUUGAAGGAAAUGCGAGAUGUGCAUUCGGGAAUGGCAUCAACGAUCAUGCAAGUGUACCUGAAGCCCUUGUUGGAAUCUUGCUUACAUUCCGAUAUGCAAGUACGUAGGGCAACUCUGCAAGUUGUCCAAACGAUCGUCAACCAAGGACUUGUCACUCCAGCUGUGAUAACGGACUACUUGAUAGCCAUGAGCACUGAUUCUGAGGAGUCUGUGUAUCACACUGCCGACAAGCUGCUACAAGAGCUCGAAAAGAAAUUCCCGAGUUUUAUUCAGAUGAAGGUGAUGCCCGGCUUGAAGCUCUCUUACAUCUUACAGCAGAAAAUCCAGCAUGUGCACCCGAUUCGGGGGUUUCGGAAAUCCCAGGAUGGAUCGCAAAGCGUUGCGUUGACCGGAUUCGUGUAUUCAUUGCUCCGUAGUACGAAAUCUCAGAGAAGAGCAAUUGCUACGACGUUCUUGAAGCAGUUCGACGAAAAAGAGGUGGAUGCUCUUUUGAAACGAUCUUCACUUGCCUCGAUGUUGUAUCUCGCGGACAACAUCGCCUUCAUGCCUUUCCAAGUUCUUGACGAGCCCUUGUACAUCAUCCAUCAAAUCGACGUCAUGAUCUCACUCCACGGCGGAGGACUUCUCCAGUCUUUUAAAGACAAUUUGAUACCGCGAUCCACUGAGAAACCUGCCGUGGCCGUCGGUCCAGAUGGUGUGCCGCAGAAUAAUUCGUAUUACGAUGAUGAAGAUGAAGACGACGAUUUAGAGGCCUUACUUGAACGUGUCCCUGAAGACACGACGGCUUUGGAAGACGUCGUAACAACGUCUCAAGGAGUCGUGUUACUUCUGAUUCUCAAGCAGCAUUUGAAGGAAACAUACGGCCUGACUGACAAGCGAAUUUCCGAGUACAAUCCGAAUGCUAGCGGGAAAUUAUUUGAGAAGACCGUCAAUCGCCGAAAUGUUGGUCAGUUCAAUCCGAAACAGAUAAUAAAAAAGCUUGCCGAGAUGGAUCUAUUUCACGAGAAUCCCAACCGUGUUCAUCAUGAAAAGUCGGAACUUAUUCGCCAGUACUUGGACGCCUUAAUGCUCAAAAUUGACCCGGAUCAAGACGAGGAAGACGGCGACGGGGCUCCUAUGUCAACUCCUUCAAAGCGAGAUAUAACAAUGGGUCAAGAUGGCCCGUCAGCCACGAGAAAUCUGUUUACUACACCGACGCAGUCAGGCUCAGUUCCUAGUCAAUCGUUGCAUUCCGAGAACGAUUUCAUGGCGAAUCCCCAGCCUCUUGCACCCCAUAUUAUUCGUCCUAACAACCCUGUCAACAAAACACCCGUGAAUCCGGGAAUGAUGAUGCCUAUGGUACCCCUAAUGCGCCUACAAAUUCCAACGGCAUAUUCACAAGCCGAAACCCCCGUGCGUUAUCCAGAGAUGCACGGUGCGUAUCCGAAUGCACAGGUCAAUUCCAAGAACAACUCACCUAGCAAAGGAGCAUUCGACAAACCGAAUAGGCCGGAAGGACUUCCGAAACUAACGAUAAGUUUAGGGAACCGGACAUCGUCUCAGAGUAAUGUUUGCAACAGCGCAAGUUCCAAAAAAUCCCAGAAAGGACAUUCUUCACAUCGGAAACAUACAGAGAAGAAGAAGAAAAAGAAGAAACGUCACAAGUACUCGGAAUCCGAUACUGAAGAUUCAGAAUCUUCGGAGGAGAAUAUGGAUUGAAGAAUGGUAUCUCUGCUCAGGUUCGUUCGGAAAAGCGGACGUCUCCACUGUUUUUGCCUUGCAUAAUUCGGUGACAACUGAAGAACUAACGCUGGUCUGAUGAGAAAUUACGGGUAUUGUGGUACGAUAUACCGUUCAUGUUGGGCUCGCCGAAAUCUUGAGUGCAUAUCGGUUCAAAGAUUACCCGUAUUCAAAUGUCUGGGACCCCGUUCCAAUUUUUUUUGCUCUGCACACCUGCUGAACUCGCCGAGAUUGAAUCAUGGGUACCGUGGUUGUGAAUGGCCCUGUCGCUCCAAUUAAUCGUUCCGUCUUUGGGUCGUUUUCGUUGUCCCACUUUGAAAGCCUUCAGAGGUGACCCGAACAUUUUUGCCCUCAAAAAGCAACGAAGAAAAAGCAAUAAAUUCGCUGCAACUUGUGUAGUUUUUGCGAAGGAAUUUAUAAUUGAGACAAUCAGAUGUUCGAUGUUCCCGUACUGCGAACUCCUCUCGUCUGAUGCGCAUAUCUAACGUUGUUCGGCAGCUGAUCGGUGCGUGAAACACUUUUCACUGCGAUCAUUGCAGCAAUAGCAUAAGGAUGCGGUAUAGAUUUGAAGUGCAGUAUUUCGAAUUUGAAAAUAAUAUUCAGCGAUCGCCGAGGUCGAUGUGUACGAGAAAGAUUACUGGUCGUCAUUUGUUCGUAGUGAGUAUCUCUCAAGUUUUUCUUCGGCGAGUUCAGCAAGUAUUCGGCUUUCGUGCAGGCUGUUGACAAAGAUGUCCGAGCACAGUGUGGUUUAUACCAUAUUCAUUCAUCGGUUUUGUAAUUCCUGUAUUUUAUCAUUUGAGUUGACGUUGUUCUCGUUGUUGUACGCUUAUGUUUAAACGGCCUUCUUGCGCGUUUAUUAUAAAUCCAGUUGAGUCAUUUUCAGGAAUACCGAUUUUAUUCGAUGACGACUUGAAUUGGUCCCUCGUUGUAUUGAAUGGAACAGGACAUUUUUUAGGAUUUUUCUACGUUGUCACAGAUUUGAGUAACGGUAAAAGCCCCAUUCGAGUUCUUGAUUGAAAUUUGAGUGGGGCAUUUUCGUCUGCGAACAAUGUUACAAAUUAUUUAUUCAGAUGGACUUCGAAAACGUGCUUAAUCUGGGGGCCGCCUUGGAACUCCGCAAUAAUGGUAAUUACUUGCAUGAACUCAAGUUUUGUGUUCGUUUAUAACGAAGAACCGUGUAAUAUUGGCUUACCCAAGUUUAUCUUGGUUGAAUUAAACCAAAAUUGGCGGAUCUGAUUUGUAAGUUCAAGUUCUGAUUCCUGUCGUGUUGAAAAUCUGUUCGUGGCCAAUCGUACUUGCUGCUGACACUCCACCGUUGUUGGCAUAGGUUUACCACUUCAUUGUUCUCUUGAAGUAAAGAACCCUUCCCUUUCGUACAUUGUGAUACAAGCGCAGACUGCCCUGACCCUAUUUUAUUCUUUGUAAUUGACGAAACCAUGUUCAUAGAUAUUUUUGGCCCGAGUGUUCUCUCUUGCAAAUUUGGCUGGUGGUGCAGCGGUUUGGAAUAUUGUAUUUAUUUUUAUGGAAGCGCUGAUCGAAUCCGAUUUUAAAUUAAUUUAUGAGGUCAGUUUUUGUCGGGGAAUUUUCGUCGUUGAUAAUGAAGUCUUUGAUUGCUUAGGCUGACGGAUGUUUUAUGCGUUGUUGAUCUCGAGACGCAUGGAGUACAGCGCAUGCACUCAUCGUCCAGAUUUUCUUGCGUUUCCGACAGAGGCUACUAUUGCCCUUGUGCAUUCACAAUGAUCGCUCACGAGAUCAAUAAUCAUUUUCAGUAUUGUGAUCAUAGCUUCGGGAUUGAAUACUGUCUUGCUCUCGUUCUUAAGGAUUGUUUAUUCGUUUUUCGUUUGUUAUUUAAAUUUCUUUUCAAAUUCAGGUUUGUCUGAUCCUGGUUUUGGUCUUGGCUCUCUAUGAGGGGUUUUUCGCCCGAGUGCCAUCGCUUAACUUCAAAUCCCUGUUGUGUUCCAUGAUGAGCGAUGCACUCAUUUUCUUUGGUACAUGCCACUCCGAACUUUUUGUUUGUCCUCAAUCGUAAGGCUAUGCGAAAAAUCGCUCUUGCUGAAUCAUUCCCCAUAAAUUUUACUCGCACCGUUGAGCAACGAAUCCAGUGCCCGCCCCCGAAGCAUUAAAGCAUUAUUUUUUUACUGAAUGUUGUUCGAUAUUCGGAAAAGCUUUAGUGUUCUUACCUCAAAAGUCUUCUUUGUAAGACAGAGGUGUGCUAUUUUUUUAAGGGUUUGCUUGGAAUGUAUGCGUCAGGACUGGCGAUCAUUUUUGAAGGCUCUUGUAGAAUCCCGGCAAUCUGCUGGUGAUAUUUUCCACUUGUAAUCAUCGAGACAUUUUUGAAGAAAAACUCUCUUGAUUGGGAGUUGCGCAUGUGUUUUUUUUUUUUUUUUUGCGUCAGGUUUUGGGCACAGUUUCAAGAGAACAUACUGACGGUGGAUUGCUGCUUCUAAUGUUCAAAAGGAAGGUCUUAAAACUUCCUCCCCGUGGAUUCUGUUCGUUGCAAUGUAUAUAAAACGAAUGGGAUGUGGCGGACAGUGCAAAUGAUGUCUUCAUUGAUUUAGCGUUGAUGGUUGCCCUAAAUUUAUUGUGAAUCGUACUUUUGACCCUGCGGUUAAUUGGAUGUCCAUUUUCUGUGCCCUGAGGGCAGAAAUCAAGCCUUAAAAUCCUUAUUCUAGUUGCUGAUAUGGGAUUGUUCACGGCUCAACAGCAAUUCUUGAAUAAGAAAUUGGGGUGAUCAUUUGUCGUAUUACGCAUUUCAGACUUGCUGAUGGUGGUAAAUGUCCAUGAAGUAUGCUGUACGCUAUGUUGAAGCCACAUAUUUGUGAGGGCGCGGAUUGUGUGGGAUGCUGGAAAUUUCUCAUUGCAUAAAUCGGGAGAUGUUGUUGUCCCUUUUGUUUUAUGGUUUUUGUAUGGCCAUCAAUGGCUUCAAUGAAAAUCUUUUGUAAUAAAUUCCUGCAUUCAAUGGAAAAACUUAUUGUCUUAGUUGUUAUAGAAAGUGUGCGGCGGGGUGUGGGU
Molecule: messenger RNA, 7848 nt
Organism: Notodromas monacha
Lineage: Eukaryota; Metazoa; Arthropoda; Ostracoda; Podocopida; Cyprididae
Source: the annotation of a GenBank genome assembly